UUUCUAUAUUUAUGCUAUGCAAAUUCAUUCUGAGUACAUAUUUAACUUCGAUUGGGAAACUGUUGUUAAAGGAUUCUGGAGGAAAUACCCAUGCAAAGAAUUCGAUUUCAUCAAGUUUAACUAAGUUGUCGACAUGAUUCUAAGUGAUCACAAUAGAAUUUAAGUUAACAGAGUGGUAGAACUGGUUCAGUUAUUAAGGUAUAUGCACGCAAAUUCGGAAUUUGGUGUUUGACCUUGGAGCAGAUCACUUUUGAUCUUGAAAAUAGGAGUAUGGAAAUGAAAACGAAGGUGCUUAAGACAUGCAAAUUUUAUCCCAAUCUUACAGGGGAUGAGUCCAUUAUUUAUA
Messenger RNA from Paramecium octaurelia, 346 nucleotides. NCBI's taxonomy places the organism in Eukaryota, Ciliophora, Oligohymenophorea, Peniculida, Parameciidae. The record is from the annotation of a GenBank genome assembly.